ACCAACUUUGCUCUCCACAAUCCUACGUUUAUAUUCCUCCUCUCCAGACAUCCUGUUCGUGAAUCCUUUUCUCCUCCGUCAACCCUGCGGAACUUAAGCGGAGCUGGAGCAAGAGAAUACACAGAUUUAUUGCUGCAAGAAGACUGCAAUUAUUGUAAACUUACGGGACAUAUAGUUUCUGAGUGCCCUACUCUAAGUCGG
Molecule: messenger RNA, 201 nt
Organism: Linum tenue
Lineage: Eukaryota; Viridiplantae; Streptophyta; Magnoliopsida; Malpighiales; Linaceae
Source: the annotation of a GenBank genome assembly